UUGCCCGCAUGGUGCCCAAGUUGGCCUCCUGUCCUGUAUUGUCCUGAUCUGAUCGUGUUUGGCCUGCGGGGAAGAUGGAGGGGCCCCUGUCCGUUUUCGGGGACCGGAGCACCGGGGAGGCCAUCCGCUCCCAGAAUGUCAUGGCAGCGGCUUCCAUUGCCAACAUUGUCAAAAGCUCCCUAGGACCGGUUGGCCUGGAUAAGAUGCUGGUGGACGAUAUUGGUGAUGUCACCAUCACCAACGAUGGGGCCACAAUCCUGAAGUUACUGGAAGUGGAGCAUCCCGCAGCCAAAGUUCUCUGCGAGCUGGCCGAUCUGCAGGACAAAGAAGUUGGGGACGGAACCACCUCAGUGGUUAUUAUUGCGGCAGAACUCUUAAAAAAUGCAGAUGAACUAGUCAAGCAGAAAAUUCACCCCACAUCCAUCAUCGGGGGCUAUCGCCUGGCUUGCAAGGAGGCCGUCCGGUACAUCAAUGAAAAUCUCAUCAUCAACACAGAUGAGCUUGGUAGAGAUUGUCUGACUAGUGCUGCUAAAACAUCCAUGUCUUCCAAAAUCAUCGGAAUCGAUGGCGACUUCUUUGCCAACAUGGUCGUGGACGCGGUGCUUGCAGUCAAAUACACGGACGCGAGAGGCCAGGCUCGGUACCCCAUCAACUCCGUCAACGUGCUCAAGGCACACGGACGAAGUCAGAAGGAGAGCAUGCUUAUCAAUGGUUACGCACUGAAUUGUGUGGUGGGUUCACAAGGCAUGCCCAAGAGAAUAGUGAAUGCAAAGAUUGCCUGCCUUGACUUCAGUCUGCAGAAAACCAAAAUGAAGCUCGGGGUGCAGGUGGUCAUUACAGACCCUGAAAAACUGGAUCAAAUUAGACAGAGGGAAUCCGACAUCACCAAGGAGAGGAUUCAAAAGAUUCUGGUCACCGGGGCCAACGUGAUUCUAACCACCGGCGGCAUUGACGACAUGUGUCUGAAAUAUUUUGUGGAAGCCGGGGCCAUGGCGGUGCGAAGGGUUUUAAAGAGAGAUCUUAAGCGCAUCGCCAAAGCAUCUGGAGCGACCAUUCUGUCGACCCUGGCUAAUCUGGAAGGAGAAGAAAGUUUUGAAUCGGCGAUGCUGGGACAAGCGGAAGAGGUGGUUCAGGAGAGAAUCUGUGACGACGAGCUGAUUCUAGUCAAAAAUACGAAGGCCCGGACGUCUGCGUCCAUCAUCCUGCGCGGGGCGAACGACUUCAUGUGCGACGAGAUGGAGCGCUCCCUUCACGACGCGCUCUGCGUGGUGAAGAGAGUCCUGGAGUCCAAGUCCGUGGUGCCGGGGGGCGGGGCGGUGGAAGCGGCCCUCUCCAUCUACCUCGAAAACUAUGCCACGAGCAUGGGAUCGCGGGAGCAGCUAGCCAUCGCGGAGUUCGCCAGAUCUCUCCUGGUCAUCCCCAACACCCUGGCCGUCAACGCCGCCCAGGACUCCACCGACCUGGUUGCCAAGCUGAGGGCCUUCCACAACGAGGCGCAGGUCAACCCGGAACGGAAGAACCUGAAGUGGAUCGGGCUUGAUUUAGUCAACGGGAAACCGCGUGACAACAAGCAAGCCGGGGUGUUCGAGCCGACCCUGGUCAAAGUCAAGAGCCUGAAGUUCGCCACCGAGGCGGCCAUUACUAUCCUGCGGAUCGACGACCUCAUCAAACUGCACCCGGAAAGCAAAGACGAGAAGCGAGGGGGCUACGAAGACGCCGUUCACUCCGGAGCCAUCGAAGACUGACGCGGUGCCUUUUUUAUUUAUGACAGGGUCACGGCCCGCGCGGGCUUGAUCCGGCACUUCUGUCUGACAAUAAAACAAGCCGGUAAAAAAUC
This is a messenger RNA of Tachyglossus aculeatus (Australian echidna), 1837 nucleotides long. It is a transcript of the gene TCP1, whose product is annotated as t-complex 1. Bases 75 to 1745 code for a protein of 556 amino acids. Gene Ontology annotation, cellular component: chaperonin-containing T-complex. NCBI's taxonomy places the organism in Eukaryota, Metazoa, Chordata, Mammalia, Monotremata, Tachyglossidae. The transcript is spliced from 12 exons. The record is from RefSeq and is a predicted model, not a curated record. Gene Ontology annotation, biological process: protein folding. Gene Ontology annotation, molecular function: ATP-dependent protein folding chaperone; ATP binding; ATP hydrolysis activity.